AUGACAGCUUCCCGUCUUGGAACGAAUAUGGUUUCCCUAAUUUUAACAUUUUGCAAAUGCUUACUUGUGACUCUGUGCGUGACAGGUGGAUCAUGCGGCACACAUGACGGCCCCCAUGAUGCGAGAGUUCUAACACAAGAGGACAACAGAAAUUUAGAUAGCAUCGCAAACAGACUGAUAGAGAAGAGACCUCUGGACACAUAUGAGAGCGGUUUAGCAGGGAAGCGAAUGAUGGAUCCUCUUGCAAACGGACUUGUCGGGAAACGUUAUAUGGAUUCACUGGCAAGUGGUCUGAUUGGUAAACGGUACAUUGAUGAUUUAGCAAGUGGCUUGAUUGGGAAGAGAUACCUGGGUGGCAUAGCAAACGGCUUAAUUGGAAAACGCUAUAUUGGUGGCAUAGCGAACGGACUAAUUGGAAAACGUUACCUGAGCGGCAUAGCGAACGGACUAAUUGGUAAGCGCUACAUCGGCGGCAUUGCGAACGGUUUGAUUGGGAAACGGUAUGUUGACGAUAUCGCCAGUGAUUUGAUCGGAAAGCGUAACGACAAUGGACAAAUGCAUGAAGAUAAAAGACUUAUCGACUCUCUAGCAAGCGGCAUCAUUGGCAAAAGAUCAAAUGGCAACAACGAUUAUGACAACGAAGCAAAUGAAGUCAACAAGCGCUACAUCGAUGAUCUGGCAAGCGGUCUCAUCGGGAAAAGAGGAUCCUUUCGACGAAGUGAUCUUCAAGCUUUAUUAGCAAAACGGCCAUUCGGACAGCUCGCGAAUGGUCUGAUCGGAAAGAGGAGUGCUGAAAAUUAA
Ylistrum balloti is the source of this 801-nucleotide messenger RNA. RefSeq lists its product as uncharacterized. The record is from RefSeq and is a predicted model, not a curated record. Bases 1 to 801 code for a protein of 266 amino acids. NCBI's taxonomy places the organism in Eukaryota, Metazoa, Mollusca, Bivalvia, Pectinida, Pectinidae. The transcript is spliced from 2 exons.